AUGAUACAGUUUUAUCAGAGGUGGUGUGGAGCUCUGUUUUUCCGAUUGUCUUGGAAAAUAUCUUUUUGUUUCUCCCCCCUCCUCCCCCUCAAAAAAAGCGGAAAAAAAUUGGUUCACCGUUGGUCAUGUAGAAUGAAUAUGUGCUAAGCCUCAAAAGUGUCAUAAAAACUGCAGCGUAAAAGUUCGAAACGUGAAUAACAAUAAAUCAAUGCCUGUGGCCAGUCAAAAUCAUAAAAAAACACAGAUUGGGGUUUAUCCAAUAGUCUGGGUGUAACGUUAAUGGUUAUAUUUUAUUUUUAAAACAUGCUUGGCAUGACUAAUGAAACGCGUUGAUGCUAUAAUAAAUGUUAAAGCCUCGAGAAACUACUCAGAAAAAGAAGAAAACUCAGAAAACGCCUCAAGGCUCGGAGACCUGGGCAGCAAUGGACAAGCGCACGCACACACAAAAGGCUUUAGUGGUGGAACCUACAAAAACAACAAAACAGAAGGAGUAGCAGCAGCAUCAGCGGCCUUAACUACAAUUCAUCAUCGCUAAUUGUCAACAAAAGCUAAAUUUAUUAACGUUAAAUAAACACUAAAAAUAAACACCCAAACGCCAGGCAAGCAAGCAAGUAAUUAUGCUUGACCCUGGUCCAACAAUAGACGCAACAGCAACAUCAACAACUACAGCCGCAGUUCCAUCUUCGUCUUUGAUUCCAAUUCCAGCGCCACACUUGCUGGCGGGAGCGUAAGCUUAAGCCUAAGCACCCCCCCAGUCAGAGCCGCGUCAGAAGCUGAAUAACCCAACAUCUGGGAGUCGCACCACAUACGUCGCGACGCUUGGACCCGCCCAAGCGCCAAGCGGAUCGUUUUCGUAACCGAAAUACACACAGAAAUUUUAACGAAACAUAGGAGGAGGAGAAAAUCCAGUACGCACCAUGGUGGCCGUGGGCAAUCUACACAAUACGCGCAUGCUGCGCUUCCUCUUAGUCCUAGUGGUUGUCAUCCUCACCAUCUUCAUCUAUGCCUCGUAUUCGACGACGGCGACGUUGACACCGACUCGUGUGAGACCAGCAGCGUCACCGCCACAGCAACUGGUGGGCGGCAAUCCGAUGCAAAUUUUAACCGUGAACAAUACGGGAGAGUUCGGUCUGGCCACUGGCGAGGCUGUGCCCAAGGCCCAAAGCAGGCAGCAGCAGCAGCAGCAGCAGGCAGACAUUCACAGACGGCACCCGCCACAGCAUCGGCUGCCCACAAUCGAUGAGGAUGCCCUGCUGGAUGGCGGCUCUGCUGGGGCCAGUCCUAGCCAGGUUGGCGGUGGCGGUGGCGGUCCUGACCAGACGCCCAAUGCCAUUGUCGAUGAGAUGCUCGAGGAGCAGCAGUAUGGCCAAAGUGUUGAUGGUACUACUGGCAACAUCAGCAGCAACAACAACAACAACAUUAGCAAUAGCAACGGCACCAGCGAGGCGUUGGUUGUCAAACAAACAGCCACUGGCCCUGGCUCCCCCGCCCUGUCGGAACAGUCGCCCAGUCAGCAGCAACAGCAGCAGCAGCAGCAAGCACAAUCCGACGCAGAAGUUCUCAUACCCACUUCUAAUUUGCAAAAGUUCAUUGAGAAUGCCGAUAAGAUAUUGAAGAACAUUACAUCUAACAGCAGCAGCAGCGGCGGCACCGGCACCGGCAGUGGAGUUGCCGCAGCAGCAAACGGAAAUGACCAGCACAUAGAUAAGGCCAACCAACCACCGGAGGAGAUACAAAUCAGUUUGUUAGAUGGAAAGAAUGACGGCUUUGAGGGAUACUCGGCUAAUUCGGACAAACAGAAGCUAGUGCCCCCUUCUAAUCCGAUGAAAGAUGCCAAGAAACCCAAAAUGGAAUCACCUGUUCUGUCUGCAAGACCACCUGUACCAAUUAUACGCACCACCAAGGGUAGGAGCAGCGUAAAGGAGCCACCUUCCCCGGUGGAUCCCUCCAAAGGGGUGGCUACAGAGAAGCUCUACGAGUCCGGCCACAUCGACGAAGAGAUCGAUGCAGAUCGCAUUUGUCCACACGCGGGAGAAACCAUAAAGCUGUUUGUGCUCAUCAGUUCAGCACAGUCGCACGAGGCGGCGAGAAUGUCCAUCAGACAGACCUGGAUGCACUAUGGAAGCAGGCGGGAUGUCAGCAUGGCCUUUGUCCUGGGCCGCGGCACCAACGAAACGAUUAACAAGGCGCUCACCAAGGAGAACUACAUUUAUGGGGAUCUGAUACGCGGAAACUUUAUAGACUCGUACAAUAAUCUAACACUGAAGACGAUCUCCUCGUUGGAAUGGGCGGACCAGCACUGCCCCCGUGCCAAAUACAUUCUCAAGACAGAUGACGAUAUGUUCAUCAAUGUGCCCAAGCUGCUGGCCUUCCUGGACAAACACCAGGACAAGCGAACGAUCUACGGCCGCCUGGCCAAGAAGUGGAAGCCGAUACGUAAUAAGAAUUCAAAGUAUUAUGUAUCGGUCGAUCAGUUUGCGGCGGGUGUGUUUCCCUCAUUCACCACAGGACCCGCCUACGUCCUCACCGGAGAUAUUGUGCACGAGCUAUAUGUCCGCUCUAAGACAGUCUAUCUGAAGCUAGAGGAUGUCUUCACCACGGGCAUUGUGGCAAAGAGCUUAGACAUUAAGCGGGUGCAGGUGAACGAGUUCGUCAAUCGCCGCAUCUCGUUCAACCCGUGCAACAUACGCAACGCCAUCAGCGUGCACAUGAUCAAGUCGAACGAACAAUUUGAUCUGUGGAAAAAGCUGCUGGAUCAGACAACUAAGUGUAAAUAGUAUUUUAAGUUUAGAUUGUGAAGGGGCAGAUAGUAGGCAGAUAAGCAGAAUGGAGGUGAGGAAACUGAAUCUAUAUAAUUUGAUAGAGAAUGGAUGUAGCAAAACGCAGCUAUAGGAUUAUUAGCAUUAUGUCUAGUUUCUAAGUCCUAGGAAUUACACAAAUAUUUGUCAUCGAUCAAUGGUAUCUUUAUCUGCAUAUAGUACAGUACUCGUAUAUGCAUACGACUGGAGACCCGAGACAGAAGAGCGAAGAGAGUACAUUUUAAAGGUUUAGUAGUUUAAUUUUAGCAUUAUGAAUGCCAUUAUUUAAAUGAUAAUUACUGAGCGAUAACUGUGGUUAUAUCUUAAAACUAAAUACAUGUAUGUAUAUCAAGAGAAAUUUCAAUUUGCCUUCUACUUUUCAA
Molecule: messenger RNA, 3181 nt
Organism: Drosophila obscura
Lineage: Eukaryota; Metazoa; Arthropoda; Insecta; Diptera; Drosophilidae
Cellular component (GO): membrane
Molecular function (GO): hexosyltransferase activity
Source: RefSeq, a predicted model, not a curated record